UCCUUGUUGGGGAACAAUGAAACUGGGCUGUUUAGAAGUAUGUGAUCGCAGUCCUGUAGCCGAAUUAAGGCGCUGCGUGGUAAUCCACCUGAAGUUCAGUAUUAGCAAGUUACUGCACUAAUUUAUUGAUAUUAGGUGAUCACGUUGUAUUACUUCUUAAACAUACCGAGGACUCUAUCAUGGAAGUGGAAAAGGAAAUUAAAAAGAUGACACUGGGCCAUGAAAUUGGUGCCGGAGCUCCCUGCCUGAAGUGUAAGGAGAAAUGUGAAGGCUUCGAGCUGCACUUCUGGAGGAAGAUCUGCCGGAACUGCAAAUGUGGCCUGGAGGACCAUGAUGUGCAAAUGGGCACAACAGAAGACCGGAAGGUGGGGCGGCUGUUUGAGGACACCAAGUACACUGGUCUUAUGGCCAAGCUGAAGAAGGAUGGGGUGCCCAGCUACAGGGGCGCUAUGGUCACCCUACCCAUCUCUGUGCCGGUCAGCGCCAUACCCGUCAGCACAGCCCAUGCCAGUGCCGUGCCCGUCAGUGCUGCAUCUGCCGGUGUUGUGCCCGCCAGCGGUGUGCCGGCCAGUGGCAUCCCAGCCAAAGCUGCAUCUGCCAACACCACGCCUGCAAACACAGUCCCUGCAAAAGCUACGCCCUCCAGUACCAUUCCUGUUAAUGCCACACCCAUUAGUGCCACACUUGCAAAGAAGGACAUGCCCUUCAAGACCGCCACCUAUGAAUGGGUUCCACCAGUGGCCAACCAGUGCCUGGUGGUGCGCUACAUCGAGCUGCUCCCCCCGGAGAAGCGCCCCAUCGUCGGGUCUGAGGGCGCCGCCUACCGCAAGAAGCAGAUGGCGAAACAGCUUCCAGAGCAUGACCAGGAUCCCUCCAAGUGCCACGAACUCUCGCCCAACGAGGUUCGACAGAUGGAGCAGUAUGUGAAGAAGUACAAGCAGGAUGCGCUGGGCAUGGGCGAUCUCGUACUGCCCGAGGAGAUGAGCCAGGUGCAGGCCCAGGCCGGAGGUAGGGGUGGGUCUGGAGCUGGAGUGGGACCAGGAGUGGGAGCCGGAGAUGGGCCUGGAGUGGGAGUUGGACCUGGGGCUGGAGUUGAAGCAGGACCCGAAGGUGCAGCUGGAAGCAAGGGCAUGACUACUGCUGUAGGGGCACUGGGAACCCCAAGGGCUCCCGGAGCUUCAGCAGGACAAACCUAUUCCUGCAACCACUGCCAGAAGCCCAUGAAGGAGGGCGAGCCGGCGGUGUACGCAGAACGGGCAGGGUACGACAAGCUUUGGCACCCGGCUUGCUUUGUCUGCUGCACCUGCACAGAACUGCUCGUGGACAUGAUCUACUUCUGCAAGAAGGGAAAGCUAUACUGUGGCCGUCACUACGGAGACAGUGAGAAACCACGCUGUGGAGGCUGUGAUGAGCUGAUCUUCAGUAAUGAGUACACCCAGGCUGAAGGCCAGAACUGGCAUCUGAAGCACUUCUGCUGCUUUGACUGCGACUGCGUGCUCGCCGGCGAGACCUAUGUCAUGGAGAAUGAGAAGCCUGUGUGCAAGCCCUGCUACAUGAAGAGCCAUGCUGUGUGCUGUACUGCCUGUCAGAACCCGAUUGAGCCAGAGGCCCAGCGCGUUUCCUAUGGAGACUCCCACUGGCACGCUGAGCCUGACUGCUUCCAGUGUUCCUGCUGCUCGAAGUGCCUUAUGGGACAGCGCUUCAUGGCCAUGCAGGGCAUGCUGUUCUGCUCCGUCGAGUGCAAGAAGAAGACCAUGGCUUAGAACAGGGAUGACUACGCAGUCACCACCAAACCGUCUUCCAUAAAUCAACCGGAUGGCUGCCAUCUCUUCAUGGAGCUUUCUGGCAUGCAGGGGCAUACUGUUUAUGUAGGCAAAGUAGUUUUUUUAUUAUUUAAGACAGGGCCUUUUUGUCCAGGUGAAUGUUUUCAAGGCAAGGUAUCUGCUGCCUUGUCCUACUAUAUCCCCAAAAUGGAUGCCAGCUGCUCUUCAGUGCCACUUAAGACUUAUAAGGAUAUACUUUCUAUGUUACUGUAUAGCCAGGUCUACUCUUAAUGUGAACCCCAGCAGCAAAUAUGACCAUUUUCACCUAUGCAAUGCCUCUCUCAGAUCAACUGACUGAUUCUGACUGAUUGUACUCCAGAGCAACCUGAAUUAGACCAGUCCAGGGUUUGCCUUCCUGCAGAUGGGAUUUGUGUAUUAUUUCUGUCUGGGUGGGGGGAGUGGGGUUAGGAGAGUUGGAGGGUUACCAAAGCAGUAUAAAAAUGUGCUUCAUACAAUUAGGAGGACUAAGACUGGUGAUCAAUUCUCUUUGCUUUUACCACAGAAACAGACUAAUGUGUUACCAUGGUGAUGCUUCUUCCAGUUUCAGUAGUUCAAUCCUGUUCAGUCAAUUGCACUUUAUGUUGUCUUAGCCACAUUCUAUAACUUAAUAAACUUUUACAGCAAGAGA
This is a messenger RNA of Conger conger (European conger), 2451 nucleotides long. It is a transcript of the gene tes, whose product is annotated as testis derived transcript (3 LIM domains). The transcript is spliced from 7 exons. Lineage: Eukaryota; Metazoa; Chordata; Actinopteri; Anguilliformes; Congridae. Gene Ontology annotation, molecular function: zinc ion binding. The coding region runs from base 180 to 1763 and encodes 527 amino acids. The record is from RefSeq and is a predicted model, not a curated record.